Molecule: messenger RNA, 1463 nt
Organism: Pelecanus crispus (Dalmatian pelican)
Lineage: Eukaryota; Metazoa; Chordata; Aves; Pelecaniformes; Pelecanidae
Source: RefSeq, a predicted model, not a curated record
AUGAUGGAAGUACUGAAGGAAGUAACUGAGCUGAAUGAGCCUCUCUCAAAUGAGGAUAGAAACCUGCUGUCUGUAGCCUACAAGAAUGUAGUUGGAGCUAGACGAUCUUCCUGGCGUGUCAUCAGCAGCAUAGAGCAGAAGACUAUGGCAGAUGGGAAUGAGAAGAAGCUGGAGAAGGUUAAAGCCUAUAGGGAGAAGAUAGAAAAGGAGCUUGAGACAGUCUGCAAUGAUGUUUUGGCUCUCCUAGAUAAGUACUUGAUCAAGAACUGCAAUGACUUCCAGUAUGAGAGCAAGGUCUUUUAUCUGAAAAUGAAAGGGGAUUACUACCGCUAUUUGGCAGAAGUAGCUGCUGGAGAGAAGAAGAACAGUGUUGUGGAAGCCUCAGAAGCUGCCUAUAAAGAGGCUUUUGAAAUCAGCAAAGAGCACAUGCAGCCCACUCACCCAAUUAGGCUUGGGCUGGCACUCAAUUUCUCAGUGUUCUACUAUGAAAUCCAGAAUGCUCCUGAGCAGGCCUGCCUUUUAGCCAAACAAGCCUUUGAUGAUGCCAUAGCAGAGCUGGACACACUAAAUGAGGAUUCCUACAAGGACUCCACUCUCAUCAUGCAGUUACUUCGAGAUAACCUCACUCUGUGGACGAGCGACCAGCAAGAUGAAGAAGCAGGAGAGGGCAAUAAUUAAAAAGCUUUCCUCUAAUCCCUCUUUCAUCCACUUCACCAUCCCCAUCAUCACCAAUAUUUCCUUGCCACAGUCACACUAAAUAUCUAGUGCUAAGCAUAUCUGUAUUGUACAGCUGUUCAGAUCUGCUGUCCACUUUAUCAAGAAGCAGUUUCAGAUGAGUCUUCAUGGGCAUUGAUGGAUUGAUUGGUUUAUUGGCCCUAUUUAUCUUAGUUGCACUUGGACAGUGCAGAAAGAUGCAUAGUAAAUGAGGCAUAUUUAGUUUGCCAGUUGAUUGGAAAAUCUGGGAAAGAAUAAUGGAAAACGAUUGAAGAUGAUUAGAUUCCAGUUAAAAUUUUUUUCCAUUUGAAAUGAGCUGACAGUUCUGUUAAGCAGUACAUUUUGUGCAUGCAAAGUAAAUUAGCCAUCCCAAAUUUUUUUCAGUCAAUGAAAACAGUUAAGCUGACGUGAAAUGACAACCCUGUUCAUCAGUUUACAAUAAACUGUUUGAAAUGUGAGGUUUCAGUAGCAAUUUGGGUUUUUUUGCCUCUAACUUAUGUGCACAGUUUCUUUUAAUGCGGUGCAUCUGCCUAAGAGUUUUGAUACUUGUAACCUUUUGCAGUUGUUUUGAAGAAUCAUGAAUUUAUUUUUUGUAAACUCUUUGGCUGUUUAGUUGUCUGUGUAUUCUGACAACACUAUGUCAAUAUUAGCCCAUGUUAAGAUGGAUGACUGAGAUGCCCGACUUCUAAAUUAAAUGUUUUGGAAUUAAAUGAAUAAAAUAAAAUGCUGCUUUGGGGAUGUUAUCUCUA